Molecule: messenger RNA, 633 nt
Organism: Penicillium daleae
Lineage: Eukaryota; Fungi; Ascomycota; Eurotiomycetes; Eurotiales; Aspergillaceae
Exons: 3
Coding region: 1-633 (210 amino acids)
Source: RefSeq, a predicted model, not a curated record
AUGACUCGACCACACCCUCAAGAGCGCGUAGAAGAUGCUAAGGCAAAAUGCCCUGGAGCUGCCGGCGUCCUGGUUGCAGACUUGACAAGCGUGACAGAGACUCGCAAACUGGCCGAGCAAGCAAACGAAAUUGGUACGUUCGACGCCGUCAUUCUGAGUGCCGGAUUGCUUUACGGCCCAUUCCGCAAGACACCAGAUACUGGAGUGCCAGCCAUGGUCUUCGUCAACGUUAUCACACCCUAUAUUCUCUCUUGUCUCCUUAAAAAGCCUAAGCGCCUUAUCUUUAUCGCUUCUGUUCUACACCGAGAAGCCAACACCAACGUGAAGGAUAUUUUCUGGCUUGAGCGCGGGGAAAAGGAAUUCCAGGAUUUCUCGGCAUACUGCGAUUCAAAGUUCCACAUUAUGCUUCUUACUAAUGCGCUUGGAGGUCAAGGUGGCACCGACAAGCUGGAGGAUGGUGUCGAGACAUACGUCAUGCUGGCCGAAGGUGAUUACGAUCAAAGUCUCACUGGUUUAUAUUUUGAACCCAAAAGGAAGAUCGGUGAACCUCUUGCAGCGACAGCGGACGAAAAUUUGCAGGAGAUUGUCGUUAAAGCUUGCGAGGAUAUCAUCGGUCUUAAGCUAGUAGCUUAA